AUGCGGCUGGAAAGUGAGGAGGAGGCUGCAAUGAAGACCGCUGGCUUCUGUAGUUGCGUUGUCGGAGUAAAUCCUGAUAUUCCUUUCCUUUAUCUUUGCUCUGGGCCAAAUAAAAGUUCUCCAUGGCAUAGAAUGGCACAUAACUUUGACUUGGAAGUGAUAUCACCUUUCCAGUCCUUCAGCCACAAAGCACUCCUGGCAGAAUUUGAGGAAAUAGUGGCUAUGGCAGUCAGGCGUAGUGCAUCUGCCGAUGCAUCUGAUAAAAAAUCUACAGACGAUAUUAGAAUGCACGCUUCCACAUGGGUUGUGCCCCUCCCACAUAAAACUCACAGCGGACACUGCUCUGUAACACCCCUGGCCUCAGCUCCACCAGCGGAACAAGUCAGAGGCUCCUACCAUCACCAGCAGGGAGAACACCAGACGGAGAGCACUGGACCCCCAAUGGGACAGGUAACCAUGGAUGAGAGCUUUGAUAUGGAACUUACAGAGCCCAACCAGCCUAUGACCCAUGAAGGUCCCAGUAUAAAUUAUGAACAUUCCUGGCUCCACCGACAUUGCCCAUCUACAUUGAUUCAUCACCAGCGGGCGCGGGGAACUGGACGACUUUUUUCUGGACUCUUGGCUGUGAAUGUCACAUUGCUGGGUGCUGCACUGAUCAGUAGUGUAGUUAUCAGUUCAAUGCCUGCCAAGAACGCAUAUAUUUUUCUUUCAGUCCUUAUGUUCUGCAGCUCAGCAUGGGCAAUCUACUAUUUACUGUGGUCACGCAGAAAAAGAUAUGCAGCAAUUCUACAGGACCACCAUGCUGGCGCACUAUGGCUGAGAGUUUGUCUUGUAUUGUUUGGAACCUGCAGUCUUCUAGUUUCUGUCUUUAAGAUUUGUUAUGAUUCAAGUCUGUUAACAUGUAAGCAGCCGACUGAUAUUGUCUUCUCCGUCACGGAAAUCAUCUUUAUAAUGAUACAGACGUCUUUUCUGUGGCUUUCCUGCAGGGACUGUGUCCAGGUGCAACACAACCUUAAUAGAUGGGGCAUUAUCUUGGCUAUGGCCACCAAUUUUCUUCUGUGGCUCCUGGCUGUGAUAAAUGAUUCAGUGCACCGAGAGAUAGAAAGUUUACAACCAAAUGACACAUCAGAUGGAGUUGAAAAUGGAUGCUUGUGCCCUAAAUUUUCAUCUUGUUUCAUCUUUCAGCGGGGAUAUGUGACUUUAUAUCCUUUCAACCUUGAAUACAGUUUGAUGUGUGCUUCCAUGCUUUUCAUAAUGUGGAGGAAUGUUGGCAGGAGAGAAGUGCACCAUUCUGGAUUGUCUCACCCCAGAUUUCAUCUGCGAGGGGUCCUUUAUGGUCCAAUUCUAGGAGCUGUUGCGUUACUAGUUGGAAUUUACAUCUUCAUCCAGUAUCAGAUACAAGCUUCAGCAGGAGCUGUAACCACCAUUUCCUUCGUCAUAUAUUUUAUGUACAGUAUCAUUCUGCUGUCCGUCAUGGUUAUAGCCUGCUUUAUAGGGAUAAUUGCUCAAACCUUUAGAGAUAAACAACAUGUGAAAUACACAAGACAUGAUAAUGAAAAUGGUGAAGACCCCGAUAAACAGAAUAAAGAAAAGAGGCAAAAAAAGAGUAAAUGUGAAUGUAGGCAUCGUAAUGUAGAGAAGUAUAAAGACCAUUGGCAAUCAGAGGGAGAAGCAGAAGGGGACAAGGAGCCAAAUGGAGAACAGAAUAAGAACUUUGAGGAUCAGGAACAUAUUGAGUAUCACACAUCAGAAGAGGAGGGAAAGUGUGAGGACACUGAAAAGCAAGCAGAGAAUGAAAUCUGCAAUGGACAUAUUGGAAUGCAGGACUUGUGCAAGGAAAAUAAGAUGGACCAUCUAGAUAUCAAUCAUCAAACAAAGCAACACAGCACAGAGAUAGACGCACAUCAUCAGGAGAUGAUCGUUAGACAUAGGAGUCCCCCUAAAAACUAUACCCGCAGUCUGGAAAUUAUGCUCCUGCUUGGGGCUGCCCUUGGUCAGUUUUCUAUUUCUUAUUAUUCCAUGGUUGCCAUCAUAGCCACUGGUUCAUGGAAUCUACUCAACACUUUAAACCUGUCAUACUCCAUUCUGAUUAUUUUACAGCACAUGUUCCAAAAUAUUUUCAUAAUAGAGGGCAUGAAAAAGGAGCACAAUGAACAUUAUUAUUUACAGGCAACCAAGGAGAGCAAAGAGGAACAUAAUGAAGCCCCUCGUAGGCUCUCCAUGGUUGAGAUCCGCAGGGCAUCUCUGGCUUACUUACAAGAUGUUGGACGUCUCAAUGUCAGCCGCAGACUGGUGAAGGAGAUGGCCCUCUUUCUAGUGCUUUGUAAUAUUAUACUAUGGAUCAUGUCAGCUUUUGGAGAACAUCCUCAGUAUACAAAUGGUCUGGAACGGGAAUACUAUGGCUUUUCAGUCUGGUUUUCCAUUCUCAACUUUGGGCUCCCGCUAUCAGUCUUUUACAGGAUGCACAGUGUUGGCGGGUUGCUUGAAGUCUAUGUCACUUCUUAA
Hyla sarda is the source of this 2505-nucleotide messenger RNA. RefSeq names its product proton channel OTOP3-like. Gene Ontology annotation, cellular component: membrane. The coding region runs from base 1 to 2505 and encodes 834 amino acids. Gene Ontology annotation, molecular function: proton channel activity. Lineage: Eukaryota; Metazoa; Chordata; Amphibia; Anura; Hylidae. Gene Ontology annotation, biological process: proton transmembrane transport. The record is from RefSeq and is a predicted model, not a curated record. The transcript is spliced from 10 exons.